ACAGAUAACUUAUAUGAUUUAAUGCGCAACGCUAGAGAUUUGUCAGUCCCCAUGUAUGUUCCGAAAUCUAAAACGACUUCCUUACUCCCAUAUCAUAUUCGUAAAAUUAUUCAAUAUAAAAAUUAUAUGUGUCGACUAGAUAACCGUUUGCUAAAUGGAUAUUAUAAGAAGCAUAAUCGACGUAAAAUAAAUCAACUGUGUGACCAAAUAAGAUUUCAAAUUAGUAAACAUCUCGAUACUGUCUGGGAUAAAAAACUUUUGAAAAUUGAUAACCCUUAUUCAAAUUUAUGGAAAUUGUUUCGAUCCUUAAAGCCUAAAUCUACAAAUUUAUCCUCUUGAUGGAA
Molecule: messenger RNA, 344 nt
Organism: Diatraea saccharalis (sugarcane borer)
Lineage: Eukaryota; Metazoa; Arthropoda; Insecta; Lepidoptera; Crambidae
Source: the annotation of a GenBank genome assembly